AUGGGUAAUGGGUCAACAAAAUUAAGUUUAAAAGAACUUGAUGUUGUUUCUAAAUCAACCAAUUUCUCUAAACAAGAAAUUCAAAAGUUAUAUAAAGAUUUUAAGAAAAACGAUAAAGAUCGUAAUGGUACUUUUAAUCAAAAAGAGUUUAUUAAAUUUUUUAAAUCAAAAUUACCAAAUUUUCCUGAAGAUCAACUUUUAAAUUUCUUUAAAUUAUUCGAUUUUGACAAAAGUAACUCUAUUGAUUUUAACGAGGCCUCGAUUGCACUAUCAAUUUUUGGUAAAAACCCAGUUAAAAAUAAAUUAGAAAUACUUUUUGGUGUUUAUGAUGAUCAUAGAUGUGGUUAUUUAGGAAAAAGGGAAAUUAAACAAUUGGUCACUCUAAUCGAAAAUAUUGGAAGUUGUGUUGGAAAAGAAGAUUCAAUUUUAGUUUUCCAAAACUUGGAUCAAAAUAAAAAUUACAUUAUUUCAUCAGAUCAAUGGAUAAGAGAGGGUUCAGAAAAUAAAUUAAUUCUAUGUAUAUUAGAAAAUUUUUAA
Dictyostelium purpureum is the source of this 537-nucleotide messenger RNA. RefSeq lists its product as uncharacterized. The record is from RefSeq and is a predicted model, not a curated record. The transcript is spliced from 2 exons. Bases 1 to 537 code for a protein of 178 amino acids. Gene Ontology annotation, molecular function: calcium ion binding. NCBI's taxonomy places the organism in Eukaryota, Evosea, Eumycetozoa, Dictyosteliales, Dictyosteliaceae.